This is a messenger RNA of Antechinus flavipes (yellow-footed antechinus), 1428 nucleotides long. RefSeq names its product NF-kappa-B-activating protein-like. The transcript has a single exon. The record is from RefSeq and is a predicted model, not a curated record. Gene Ontology annotation, molecular function: chromatin binding. Gene Ontology annotation, cellular component: nucleus. Lineage: Eukaryota; Metazoa; Chordata; Mammalia; Dasyuromorphia; Dasyuridae. Gene Ontology annotation, biological process: regulation of gene expression. Bases 43 to 1335 code for a protein of 430 amino acids.
CGAGAGAGCCUGGCUGGGCUUUCCGUGGAGCCGGUCGGCGCCAUGGCGCCUGCCUCUACCUCUCGCAGCCCGGAGGAUACCCCAGGUUCCCGGAGACGGCGUCACGGAGGUAGCGGUGGCGGACACUCAGCUACAGCAUCUGGAGGAGGCGGCGGCCGCCGAAGCUCCUCCAAGAGCCCUCCAGCCACCAAAGCCAUCCGCUCGCCCCGGGGCCGCUCUCGUUCUCGUUCCAGAGAGCGCAACGGCUUUCGACAGUCGUCGUCCUUCUCAGAGCCGGGAGGCCCAGGCCGUAGCCGUCGCAGCCCUAGCCGGACCCACGGCCGCGACCGAGAGCGGCUUCCUGAUAUGCGUGGCUCCUCGUCCUCAUCUUCUGCCCACUACCAUCAUCACUACCACUACCAUCACCAUGGGGGCGACAGGCAAUGGCCAGAUUACUACGAGAAGGAGAAGGAGGAGAGCCUGCGCCAGAGGAGGUUAAAUGAGCGGGAGCGGAUCGGGGAGCUCGGAGCUCCGGAGGUGUGGGGGCUUUCCCCUAAGAUUCCUGAACCUGAUUCUGAUGAACACACCCCUGUAGAGGAGGAGGAUUCAAAGUCCAAGAAAAGUGCUUCAAGUUCCAGUUCUGAAGAAGAAAAGAAGAAGAGGAAGAAGAAAACGAAUCGCUCCAAAGAAAAUGCUCAGAGGAAAAGAAAGAAAAAAACGUCCAAAAGAAAACAUAAAAAAUAUUCUGAGGACAGUGACUCUGACUCUGAUUCUGACUCUGAUUCCAGCAGUGAAGAAGAGAGAAAAAAGGCAAAGAAAGCAAAGAAGAAAAAGAAGAAGAAACACAAAGUGAAAAGGUCCAAAAAGAAGAAAUAUAAAAAAGAAUCUACUGAGUCAAGCUCUGAUGUCUCUGAUGAAGAGCUCCCAGAAGAUGAUCUCUGGAUUGAGAGAUCAAAAAAUGCAGAAGCUAUGGAUUUAAUUGGGCCAGAAGCGCCAGUGACACAUGCCUCUCAAGAUGAUAGACCUUUGAACUAUGGACAUGCUCUGUUGCCUGGGGAAGGUGCAGCUAUGGCUGAGUAUGUCAAAGCUGGAAAGCGAAUCCCUCGAAGAGGAGAAAUUGGCCUGACAAGUGAAGAGAUUGCUUCCUUUGAAUGUUCAGGCUAUGUAAUGAGCGGUAGUAGACACCGAAGAAUGGAAGCUGUGCGACUUCGAAAAGAAAACCAGAUCUACAGCGCUGAUGAGAAGCGAGCUCUAGCAUCCUUUAACCAAGAAGAGAGAAGGAAGAGAGAAAAUAAGAUUCUAGCUAGUUUUCGAGAAAUGGUGUAUAGAAAGACAAAGGGAAAAGAUGACAAAUAAGGACUUUUGUCAGUUAUGCAACUAAAAAUGUUGAAAGUAUCUUUACAACCUUAUCUUUUUUUCUAUUGAAAUAUAAACAAAGUUUAUGAUGCA